This is a messenger RNA of Nymphaea colorata (pocket water lily), 2003 nucleotides long. RefSeq names its product DNA excision repair protein ERCC-1. Gene Ontology annotation, cellular component: nucleotide-excision repair factor 1 complex; nucleus; ERCC4-ERCC1 complex. Gene Ontology annotation, molecular function: damaged DNA binding; single-stranded DNA binding. NCBI's taxonomy places the organism in Eukaryota, Viridiplantae, Streptophyta, Magnoliopsida, Nymphaeales, Nymphaeaceae. Gene Ontology annotation, biological process: UV-damage excision repair; mitotic recombination; nucleotide-excision repair. Bases 173 to 1177 code for a protein of 334 amino acids. The transcript is spliced from 9 exons. The record is from RefSeq and is a predicted model, not a curated record.
GGACAGGUAAUAUCCGCGAGAUCGUCCUCCAGAUUAUCUUGCAGAUGGUCAAACCCAAGUGAUCGUGAUUAAAUGCAUCUUAGCGCCAACAGGUCUCAACAUUCAACAAAAGCGACGCCGUUGCGAGGUGCGUACCUCUGAAAGACCGAGAAAUCGGGCAGGAGGAGCAGAGAUGGAAAAGGAAGAGGAGGAGAGAAAGAAGAAGAAAGUGGUAAUAGAGAUCCCUUCUUAUCGCGAGGUUCUUGAGGGCUCUGAACCCCGUCUCCCUCCUCCCAACCUCUUCCGGCCUUCCUCUUCCUUUUCCGAGGCUUUCUCCUUCGUCAAGAACUCCGAGUUCUAUACUCCACCGCCGCCGCCAUCGCCACCACCGGCAACAACAACAACUCCCCAGCUACGUCCGUCCGGGACUACGCCAGAAAAGGAUUCACGGCAAACAUCGAGUGCUUCCUCUUCACCAUCGCCGUCUUCGUCGGCCAAGUCACUCGGUAGGAAUGCUAUUCUUGUAAGCCACAGGCAGCAAGGAAAUCCGUUGCUGAAGCAUAUCAGAAAUGUGAGAUGGUCAUUUUCAGAGAUCAUACCUGAUUACCUGUUGGGACAAAACUCAUGUGCCUUAUACUUGAGCCUGCGAUACCACCUGCUUCAUCCAGAUUAUAUUUAUCAUCGAAUAAGGGAACUACAAAAAAAUUACAGGCUUCGGGUUGUGCUAUGCCACAUUGAUGUGGAAGAUGUAGUGAAACCUCUACUUGAAGUUACACGAACAGCUUUACUUCAUGAUUGCACCCUCCUCUGCGGUUGGAGCUUGGAGGAAUGUGGUCGAUAUUUGGAGACAAUUAAGAUAUAUGAAAACAAGCCUGCCGACACUAUUCAAGAGAGAACAGACACUGACUAUUUAUCUCGGAUGAAUCAUGCGUUGACAAGUAUUCGUCAUAUCAAUAAGAGUGAUGUUGUCACCCUUGGCUCAGCUUUUGGGUCUCUCUCUGGUAUCAUGGAUGCCUCGAUGGAAGACUUAGCUCGAUGUCCAGGGAUAGGCGAGCGGAAGAUACCACAAAAACCACUGCCAGAUUCAGAACUAUCGGACCUAGUGCUGGUCAAUAAUGUCUCGGCUUCUUAUGAAAACCAAUUUUGGUAUGAAAGGAUGAUAGAAACUGCAAUGUGCAUGAAAGUUGAAGUAAACUGACAACCUUGUCUGGAGGGUUGGAUUUGAUUGUUAAGAUUUACAUGUAUAACUAUGAUCCCUCUGGACUCCAUAGCUGUUUCUAGGCAGUUGAGUUGGUUUCCUUACCAGCUUGUGACCUCUCUCUCCAUUGAGGUAUGUAGGGCCAUAGGCUGUUUUAUUUGAUAUCAAUUAGUAGGAAACAACCUACUGGAAAUAUUUUGAAGAAGGAAAAUGACAGAUCGCUCUUCUUACAUUGUUUUCCUGAAGUAUGAUGAAAUUACAAAAAGUUGAAUGCUGUUCCAAAGUUCCAAACUUUUCCUUUUCUGCAUGGUUAUUGUGUUUUCAGCCUCGAGUAGGUGGAUUGAUUAAACGACAUUGUGAUCAAUGCUGCUCAAAUUUGCCUGGGCUGGUUGAAUAUGGAAUAAUCGUGUUUUGCUUCAGGCAAUGCAAUGUGACUGAAGGAGGGUCAGCAAAUUAGAGAGCUAAACAAAUAGCCAAAGGAAAGAGCUUGUUCUGUUUCAUAAAAUCUGUCUCAAGUCUUAAGAUCCUCAAGAGCCUUUCCUCCUAACUAGGUAUCUAGUAUUUAGAUCUUCAAGUUGAAAAAAGUUUUGAGAGUUCAAUACCUGGGGUAUGUAGAACCAGUUCUCGUGUCUUUCCUAAUAAAGAAUGCCUAAUAAAGAAUGAUUCUCCUCCCUUUUUGAGGCUAAGUAGACGUGGGUUUCUUCUUGGCUGGCAGCAAUAUGCAGUACAAUUUUUAUUUCUGAAGGCAUGACUAUAAGCUGAUAUUGAUCAACCAGGUCUUGAGAUAUGAAAUUUCUGCCACAAAAUCUUGAACUCAAGAAUUCCA